Vanessa tameamea is the source of this 521-nucleotide messenger RNA. Its product is annotated as endocuticle structural glycoprotein SgAbd-5-like. NCBI's taxonomy places the organism in Eukaryota, Metazoa, Arthropoda, Insecta, Lepidoptera, Nymphalidae. The coding region runs from base 52 to 399 and encodes 115 amino acids. Gene Ontology annotation, cellular component: chitin-based extracellular matrix. The record is from RefSeq and is a predicted model, not a curated record. Gene Ontology annotation, molecular function: structural constituent of chitin-based larval cuticle. The transcript has 3 exons.
ACACAUCAACUAUUCUUCGAAGACGACGGUCGAUAUCAAAACAAUAAAAAUAUGAAGCUGUUCGUUGUCCUCGCUCUCGUAGCUGCCGUGGCUGCUGCUCCUCAAUAUCCCCAAGAUGUUCAAAUUGUUCGUUAUGAUACUAGCAAUGGAGGCCUCGACGGUUACAAUUUCGCUUGGGAAUUAUCCGAUGGAAGUAAGCACGAAGAAGUGGGACAAUUGAAGAACCAAGAUACCGAAAAUGAGGCAAUUGCAGUCCAAGGAAAAUACUCCUGGGUUGGUCCCGAUGGUGUUCUAUAUACCGUAAUCUACACCGCUGAUGAGAAUGGUUUCCAACCUCGAAUUGAACAAGGUCCAGGCGGCACUAUACCUUCUGCGGUAGUAGCAUCUCUUCUCGGCUAAAACAUUUAAUUUAUGAUGAGGACAUAAAUGUAACUAGGUCAAUACUCAUGAACUGUAUAUAACAUUUAUAUACUGAUUCUUUAGAUUUAUUGUUCAUAAUAUAGUUAAUUUUAUAUAUGAAA